This is a messenger RNA of Danio rerio (zebrafish), 7714 nucleotides long. The record is from RefSeq and is a predicted model, not a curated record. NCBI's taxonomy places the organism in Eukaryota, Metazoa, Chordata, Actinopteri, Cypriniformes, Danionidae.
AUUAAGAGGUUUCUGUCAAAAUUUCCUCAAUGGACGAAGUCUGCAGAUAAAGAGGGAGAUUCACGCCUUUCUGGUUGCCACGCAACAGCCGUCCUCUGUCACGCAUGUGCGCGGUGCAUAGUGGGAGUAUCCGAGCGAUGCUGAAUCAGUGCUGGAGCGGAGGAGCAGAGGAGGCUGAAAAUGGUGCAGCAUCAACAAGGGGAAAAGGCGCAGCGGUCGCGCCAGUGGAAUAAUGCGGCUCUCCUUAAACUCUCACUUUGAGAUUUUACUCCGACGACAGAAGAACAGGUAAAUGGCAGGGAUUGGUAAAGCACUGGCCAGCCGAUGCAGUGCGUAGGGCCCGGAGUCCACGGCGACGAAAACAUGAACGGGGCGGGAGAGCAGGUCGACAUCCUGCCCUCCAACUGCUUGGUGAAAGAUCGCUGGAAAGUGCUAAAGAAGAUUGGGGGUGGAGGGUUUGGGGAGAUAUAUGAGGCCUACGACUUGUUGACGCGGGAGAAUGUGGCUCUUAAGGUGGAAUCUGCCCAACAACCCAAACAAGUGCUAAAGAUGGAGGUUGCUGUGCUAAAGAAACUACAAGGAAAGAAUCAUGUUUGCAAAUUCAUUGGAUGUGGAAGAAACGACAAGUUCAAUUAUGUUGUCAUGCAGCUGCAGGGGAGGAAUCUUGCUGAUCUCAGGAGGAGUCAGCCUAGGGGGACAUUUAGCAUGAGCACCACGCUACGGUUGGGGAAACAGAUCCUUGAGUCCAUUGAAGCCAUUCACUCUGUGGGCUUCCUGCACCGAGACAUUAAACCUUCUAAUUUCGCUAUGGGUCGGUUGCCGUCAACUUGUAGGAAGUGUUACAUGCUGGAUUUUGGUUUGGCACGACAGUACACAAAUACAAAUGGGGAGGUGCGGCCGCCCAGGUCAGUGGCUGGGUUCAGAGGAACGGUGCGAUACGCUUCCAUUAAUGCUCAUAAAAACAAGGAAAUGGGUCGUCAUGAUGAUUUGUGGUCGUUGUUUUAUAUGCUGGUAGAGUUUACCGUUGGACAAUUACCAUGGCGUAAGAUAAAAGAUAAGGAGCAGGUGGGACAGAUUAAAGAACGCUACGAGCACAGGAUGCUGUUGAAACACAUGCCUGCAGAGUUUCAUAUCUUUUAUGAUCAUGUGCUGGAUUUGGAUUAUUUCACCAAACCUGAUUAUCAGUUGCUGAUGUCAGUAUUUGAGAACAGCAUGAAAGACAGGGUGAUAACUGAAAACGAGCCGUAUGACUGGGAAAAAUCUGGAACAGAUACGGCACUCCCUACCAGCACACACACACCACCACAGCAAAACACAAGGCAAACUGCUGCCAUUGUGGGGGUGGUAAAUGUGACUCCAGUACCCGGUGAACUACCAAGGGAAAACACUGAUGAUGUUCUGCAAGAUGAACACCUGAGUGACCAAGAGAAUGCUCCACCUGCUUUAAUACCCAGCAGGCCGAGCGAACCGGCUCCAGCCGCACCUGCAGGUGAAGCAUGGGAUGAAACUGACUUCAAUAGAAACCAACUCAGGAUCAGCAUCAGUAAGACACAAGUAGCAGCAGAGGAUGGAGAUGAGCCUGCUGGAGGAGGGAGGUCUGUUUCUCCAGCCAGGGGUGGGGAAGGUGAUGCUCAGGCUCGUCCUCCAAGGUACCGGAGAGUCAACAGCCCUGAAUCAGAGCGUUUGUCUGGUGCAGAGGAUAGAGGAGAUGGUGCAGAUAAACGCUCUCGUCUGGACAUGCUGGGCUCUCCAUCCAGGCAUGUCUACUCUUCUCAGCCUGCUCAGAUGCUCUCCUUAGAGGGUGGACAGGGAGAAAGGUUGGCCGGCGGCCGUCAUGAUGUCUCUGCAGACGGUGACCAGGAGGCCCACAGCAAUGCCUUCAUACGCUCAGUCCCGCUGGCAGAGGAAGAGGACUUCGACAGCAGGGAGUGGGUGAUGAUCGAUAAAGAAACUGAGCUGAAGGACUUCCUCCCCGGGGCAGAACCAACCACCUCAGGCACCACAGAUGAGGAACCUGAGGAAUUGCGGCCCCUCGAGGACCACGAGGAGAGGAGAAGGAGAGUGCAUGGAGGAGCUGAGGCUGUGGUUCGACCUAAAACACAGCGAGGGAUGAUGAUUGUAGCAGAGGAGGAGGGAGCAGGGCCGAGUCCCGGCCAUUCAUCCUGUCACACGCUGCCUCGUUCCUGCCCGAGAAGAAGAGAGUCGGAGCCGUUUGGACCUGAUGGACCGUUGGAGGAGGACAGGCCACACCCACAUCACUCAUUCCCGAGGCCCGCCCAUUUGAGAAGACUGGCGUCGUAUGUGUUUUCCUCCACUACCAUGGACACGGAGCCCUUCCCCCAUGACCCCGCCCUUGGGGGAGCGGCCAUUCAGCGCAGUCGCUCAGCUGAAAGCAGCCCCGCCCACCGCCAUGCCCAUCGCAGACAUGCCCUGUUGCCAGGCAACCCCAGAGCCCGGCAUUCUGUACUAAACCUACCACGCCUACACAUUCAGCAAGUGCUGGCAAAACUUAUGAACAAGACAUGAUUCGCCCACCAUCAAUGUACACUGACGCACACGUGCGGUGGCGUUUUAAUAGAAGGGGAGCACGCGUGCCCACUUUUGUGCCCAUGGAUGAACGAAGUUCGAUACAGAAGCUUGGGCAAUAAACUUGGUCUGUGAUUGUGAGAUAAGUGGAGUGUGAGUGUGUGUCCGUGUGUGUGUGUAAGCAAUAUUUGCAGAGUUAUUAUAGUAUCAUUGAGUUAGAAUGUUGAACAUUUAAUUUUAGUUUGAUUAUUUUAAUACAUUUGAUUAUUAAACUUAUUAAGUAUUAACUUAAUGUAUUACGUUAAACUAAAUAAUAAAUGAGAUGCAUUUCCUUGGGGUCUAGCAGAAUAAUAUAAUGUUAUAUUAUAUUAUAUUAUAUUAUAUUAUAUUAUAUUAUAUUAUAUUAUAUUAUAUUAUAUUAUAUUAUAUUAUAUUAUAUUAUAUUAUAUUAUAUUAUAUAUUCUUAAGUAAGCAUUUAUUUUAAGAAGCAAAAUAUUUCAGUUCUAUGAUUUAUUUUAGUGAUCUAUAAUAACCCUGGGAUAGAUGUUAAACUGGAUUCUAAACUGGAAUUUGUUAUUAGAAAUCUAAAUUAAAAAGGAUAUUUCACUCAAAAAUGUCUAUUCUGUCAUCAUUUACUCAAUGUAAUGAUGCUUCAAUUUGCUUGACUUUCGUGGCAAAAAAAAAAAAAGAUAUUUUGCAAAAUGUUUGUUUUUUUCCAUUAAAGUCAAAGUUGUUUUUGACUACAUUAACUUUGACUAAAGCUUUGUUCAAAAUAGCUUUUUUUAUCAUUUACAGAGUAAAGAAAGUAAAAUUUUAGUGCAAAAUGGUGACAUUAUUGUCAUUUUUGAGUGAACUAUCCCUUUAAGCACUUGAGACCGAUGGGGAAAGAAAUGAGUUUUCUCCUAAACAAAGCAAUUCUGUACAAUGCUGUAAGAUGUAUUUACUCAUAAAGACAUAGUACACUGCAGUUUUUUGUAUAAAAAAACUAGAAAUACAAAAAACACAUUUUUACCUCUUUAGAGGAUGUUUCAUGUAAAGCUGCUGGUGUCUAUUGGGACAGGCACAUUGUCUAAAGUGACGAGAAUAUCAUUAUAUUUGUGUUGCUUUGAUUCUCAUGAACGCCGUCAUAUUCUGUGUAAAAAGACGGAUGUAAAGCAGGCUGGACAGUGUGAUUAGGUUUUCAGGGUUGAAUGUCAUUGAAUUACAAUGAAUGUUGGCCAAAAGCAGAUGGGUAAAAUGGUGUGUCCGCCUGAGGUUCACAGAGGACAUUAGAAGGACAGUGAGUGCUUGCUAUGCUAUUUUUUGCACAGUCUGUUCGCAUCAAUAUGAUCUCAGCACAUAUAGAACCUGUCAAACUCCACAACAUGCACCUCCAGGUGGGAUGAAUGGCUUUCUUAAGCAAGCAUGACAGAAUGUGAAUCUCUUUAUAUACAUUCUUAUAGGCGUCUAUCUUAGCCGAGAGAAAGCUUAUACAAGCUCACAAGGUUUAAACCUGAAAAAUGUGUGUUUAUCCAUAUAGAAAAGUAAAAUAGUGAACAGAGUGUUAGGUCUAUGCUUAAAGGCAUAGUUCACCCAAAAAUGACAAUUUGCUGUUAACUUAGGCCUCAAUUUAUCCAAGAUAUGUUUGUUUUGCCUGUAUUUCUUUUUUUUUUUUCUUUAAAGAAACUUUGAUUUGCGUUUCAAGACCACGUUUCGGCUAAAAAACUUUUUAAACUACCUCAGGUUUUUUAUUUUGUACUUUUUGCCGUGGUCCACUUAUAAUAUAAUCAAUAUUUGUAUAUCAAAAUGCAUCAUAAUUUAGAAGUAAUUGACUAUUUUCUGUACUGUUUUUGACCCUGAUCAUCAGAAUGCUCUGUUUGAAUGGGCGUGGCUGAUUGUAGAUGCAGAUGUAAAAGCUCACUGCAGUGAUUGGCUGACAGUUUUGCAUAUAAAACAGGGAUAUGCAGGCAGUGAGGUAGCAGUAAACUUCAAUCUUCUGCGGAGGCGGGGCUUAUCCUCCCUAUUACAUCACAGAGUAGAACAAUUCAGAACUUGUGGUUUUGUAAGACUGGCUUUAAUAUAAACAAAUUUUAGAGGAACCAUAAAGUGUUGAGUUCUGAAUCUUACAGAAUGUUUUUUUUAGUAAUAUGACCUAUUACCUGUCAAAACCACAAGGGAGUUUUGGCUUUUCACUUCAUGACCCCUCUAUUGUAUUACUGAAAACAAAUGUAAUCUUAAAUGUCUUACAUGAUCUGGUGGUCAGAAAAUGAACACAUUUUUGGGUGGACUGUCCCUUUAAAUGUUGUGCCUGGCUAAAAUUACGUGGACGUACAUUCCUUUUUAACGAAUUCGGCUGUUUCAGCUGGAUCCUAUAGAUUAAUUAUUAUUUUACAUCUGUCUUCCAUAUUAGCUAUAAAAAUAUAUAUAAAGAUGAUUACAGAAACAUAUGCAUAUUGUUUUUAGACAGAGUGAAAUUAAGAUCUGUUUGAACUUAAGCUGUUUUUAUCUGAGGGCAUGCAAGACAUAAAAAUGGGAUCCUUUAUGUCAUGAUAUUUGACUAACAGUGGGUAGAAAAGAACAAAGUUCUGGAAUAGACAUCUAUUAAAUAUUAAAGUGCAAUAGAGCUCAAGGCAAUAGGGGUGUGAAAGGAAGACUGAGCCUCUUUCUUUGGUUUUGUCACACAUGCAUUGGUUCGAUGCACAUAUGCAGAUAUUUGACUUGACUAUAAUCUAUCAUUCAGCAAAUGAAUGUGCCAUUUUUGUUCCUGUCCAUCGACUUGACAUGCUACUUCAACGUUUGAAGUCAUAGCAGUCACAUAAAACAGUACAUAAGCUUUAGUAUGCAGAAACGCAGCAUUGGUGUCAUAGAAAUUCGUUUGCACGUUGUGUCUUAACCAUGCACAGCGUAUUAGACUUGCUGGCUGCCUCAUUUUUAUUUCUGGUCCAAAACUCUGCUUUACAUAACUGUACUGUUGUUGACAUCCUAUGCUUAGUACUUUAGCAUUUUAUUUGUAAUUUUAGUUUUAUUCAUAGUCGAUUUCUCUGUGGUUUAUUAGUUUUUGGAUAGGCAUGUUAGUUUUGCCUGGCAAAGACACAAUGUUAGAUAUUUACUGUAAAACAAAGUAGCAUUAACACUUUGAAAUCAGUUUAGCUAAGAUAUAUGUGUAUCUUUUGGGAGGAAAACAAAAAUAUUGAUUGCUUGUUUGUUUGUGGUUUAAUGUUUCACUUGAAAUCCAUGCUUUAAAAAUGCUCUAUGCUGGAAAUCAAUGCAUAUGCGAACCAUUUUGCUAAAGAGUUUAUUCUUCUUAAACUAUAAUUUGCCUCGCUGGACCAACUGCAAUACAUUCUGAAAAUACAAAUACAAAAUACCUUCAUUUCAUAUUGGUUUUGAACCAGGUGUUCAUAGCAGUUGGUUCUUGGCAUAUGUGCUGCUUUGGGUGUUUCAAUGCAAUUUACACCAACCACUGUAUUUCUGGGCUCACCGGUGUACUGUAAUGUGUAUAUGUGCAGAAGUGUUUUGUCUGUGUGAGAUAGCUGAUCCAAAUGUCUUCCUAAUAGAGAAGAUGAGCACAGACUGAAUGACAUAUGUGUAUAGAGAUGAAAGAACUUGGAAACUGGGUUUUUGUUGGUAAUGCAAGAUAAUAGUGGUAAGCAAAUGCAUUUUUUGUGUGAUCCAAAGAUGUUUAAAUAACUGAGGCCGUGUCUCAUACACUACCAUUCAAAAGUUCGGGUCUGUGAUAUUUUAUAAUGUUUUAGAAGUAAGUCUAUAUGCUCCAAGACAGAAUUUAUUUGAUCAAAAUACACUUUAACUUGUGAAAUAAUAUUCAAAUUUAAAAUAACUUUUAUAUUUUAGUAUAUGCUAAAGUGUGUGAUGUUUUUCUGUGAUGGCACAGCUGAAUAACUUCAGCCUUCAGUGUCACACGAUUCUCAAAAAAUAAUUUUAAUAUGUUGAUUUGGUGCUCAAGAAACAUUUCUCAUUUUAUAAGUGUUGAAAAUGGUGUUUAAUAUUUUCGUAGGAACUGAUGACUCAUUUUGUUUAGACUUUUUUUGAUGAAUAAUCAUAAAAAAAACAGCAUUUAAUUGAAACUGAAGAAUUUUAUAACAUUUACAAAUGAAACUUUUCAUCAAUUUAAUGAAUCCUCCCUGAAAAAAAUACAUUACUUCCCAAAAAUAAAAAAAAACAAAGAAAUAUCACAAACUUUUGAAAGGUAGUGAUCCUGAUCAGGCCUAUAAUUAUUCGCCAGAAAAUGUAUUGUUUCUGCGCUUUUAAAAAUGUAUAAAAUGUUCUCAAGAUGGGAUAAUAACAUGUAUAGAUCGUUUAAGGAAUGUUUUCUCUGAUUUAGUGAAAGACUGUAAAUAAUGUUGUCCAAUACUUUUGAAUCACAACGAUGUUUCAUAUAGAACCAUAUUUCAUGCUAAAGUCAUUACUCAUUCAAGCCAAAUGGCUUAUCAUUGCAGUCCCGUUUCAUGCCAUUCAACAUUCAUAACCUCUCACAUUCUCUGUCUCUAACUGGGUCAAACCCGAGCUUGUCUAAACUCCACAGAGACGACCCUUGAGCUCUGAGCAGCUUAUAACAGCGUUUAGCAUUUGUAUAGAAAAGCGUCAAAUUGUAUUCUUUUAUCUAUUUAAUAAUACAGUAUAUUCAGAAAAGCCUAAAACCGUGUAAAUGGCUUCUCACAGACCAGUAUUGUUAUGAAUCGAUUUUAACCUUUUCUGAGUCAAAAUUUUUACCAUAUGCUGAAAUUUGUAUUGAAUAAAAGUUAUUCAUAAGCUGAUCCCAGACCUGCCCAUUGAAGUAAAUCAGGGUCAGCCUUCAACAGCCUUCGUGUCUUUCACAAAAUAGCUAACUAGUGCAAUAAAUAAAAUAGGGACUGUAUAGUAGACUUGUAAUAUAUACAAGCAUGCGUUUUAGGCUUUUGUAAUAUCAUAACUCUUUAGACAGAUAGCUGAACAUGCUGCUGUACUAACACAUUCCUCUGUUCCAUUCGCCCUGUGUGUGUCCACCGCUGUACAUACUGUUGGCUGAGCACUGUCUUUGAGUUUACACUUGAAAUCACAAAUGGGCUAAAUCGUUAAAAAACAUAUAGAGAGAGAAAUCUACACUGUAAAAUGGACUUUUGUGCCUUUUUAACCAUGUAUGUCAUUCUAAAAAGACAAUCCUGCAAAGCUUGUAUACAACCAAAUCACAAGUAAAUAAUCUGAAAAAUGA